AACAGGUCAGCCCUCACCCCCCGUCGUCCCAGGCAUGGCCCCAACGAGAGCGCUGCCCGCCCUCUGGUUGUCCAUGGCCGCCGCCGCCAGCUAUGUCGUCGGAGAAAAGUACUGCAGGUUGUGCUAUCUGAAGGGCAGUUCCAUGGUCCCCACUAUCCAAGCCCAGGGCGACGUCGGGCUGCUGGACCGCCGCUGCCUUGCCGGCUACGACUUCUCCCACGGCGACGUCGUUGUUUUCAGGUUGUCGACGGAUCAUGGGAUGAAGAUGGUCCAGAGGCUGAUCGCGCUGCCGGGGGAUUGGAUUCAGAUCCCGGAGAAGCGGGACAUCCGGCAGGUCCCCAGCGGCCACUGUUGGGUGGAAGGGGACAAUGCCGGCAACAGCUGGGACUCGAGACACUAUGGCCCCGUUCCUCUGGACCUGAUGGAAGGGAAGAUCACACACAUAAUCUGGCCACCCCAUAGAGUGCGUCGGGUGGACAGGAUGGUACCGGAAGGCAGGAUUAUGCCUCUGUCAGCAACUCCAAGGAGGAAGCAACAAUAGGGUCUCAAUCGACCGCAUCGAAGGCGUCAACAAUUGGAAGGUCUUCAUACAAGAAUGCAUAACAGAGGUGAAAUGUAAUAAAAUGGGAUAGAUGAAUAAUAUAUGAGAACUUAUCUCUAUUGCCUUAGCAUUCUCAGUAUGUCUCUCGUUACAUUAGAUAAACUUAUAAACAUACCUUCGGCUCCUGAACAAUGGGAUGCACGAAGGUUCUUCGAAGGCUAAGCACUAUGAAGUUAUGGCCCUUGUAAAAGGUAUCUUAUGUAGGACAUUGUUCAUCUAUUUAUAGGGGAGAUGAACCGCCUUAGUAUAGAUUUACAAUAAUUCCCAUCAGUUUUUACAUAAGUCGUUUACAAAUGACAUC
Zea mays is the source of this 902-nucleotide messenger RNA. RefSeq lists its product as uncharacterized. Bases 35 to 541 code for a protein of 168 amino acids. Lineage: Eukaryota; Viridiplantae; Streptophyta; Magnoliopsida; Poales; Poaceae. The record is from RefSeq and is marked validated. Gene Ontology annotation, cellular component: membrane; mitochondrial inner membrane peptidase complex. The transcript is spliced from 3 exons. Gene Ontology annotation, molecular function: serine-type endopeptidase activity.